Molecule: messenger RNA, 934 nt
Organism: Helianthus annuus (common sunflower)
Lineage: Eukaryota; Viridiplantae; Streptophyta; Magnoliopsida; Asterales; Asteraceae
Product: small heat shock protein, chloroplastic
Exons: 2
Coding region: 94-792 (232 amino acids)
Biological process (GO): response to heat
Source: RefSeq, a predicted model, not a curated record
CCAUUAAUCAUCAAAAAAGAAUCAUCAUCGUUCAAUCAACAUUAAACUUACAUAACCAAUCAAUCUUUCAGUUCAUCAUCGUUUUCUUCAGCAAUGGCUUCCACAACAUGCGGAAUUUCAUCCACCCCUCUCGUUUCAAACGUUGUAUCCAAACCUUCAACCAAAUCGGCCUGCUCCGCCUUCUUCCCACAUUCGCAAGCCCGUAACAGACUCCCAGUCGUCAGAGCUCAGGCCGGAAACGAUAGUAGCUCUGUCGAUGUUCAGAUCAGUAAAAGCCAAAACAAAGAUGGUGCUACCUCUCAACGUUCUAUAGAACGCCGACCGUUGUCAACCAUAUCCCCCUUUGGCUUGAUGGAUCCAUUGUCUCCUAUGAGAACAAUGCGGCAAAUGCUGGACACAAUCGACAGGAUGUUUGACGACUCAAUGGCACUGAGCCCAUCAGGGUGGAACAUUCGGUCGCCAUGGGACAUGCAAGAGGACGAGAACGAAAUCAAGAUGAGAUUUGAUGUUCCCGGGCUCGCAAAGGAGGAUCUAAAGGUGUUCGUGGAGGAUAAUAUGUUGGUUAUCAAGGGUGAGCAUAAGCAGCUGCAGCAGCAGGGUGAACAAAAACAUGAGGGAGGAGAUAAUGGCUCAUGGGGUGCACAGAGCUACAACUCAUACCAUACUCGGAUUAAUCUGCCUGAUAACUGUGAGAAAGAUAAGAUCAAAGCUGAUUUGAAAAAUGGUGUUCUUUUGAUCUCCAUUCCUAAGAUGAAAAUUGAGCGAAAGGUGAUUGAUGUAGAGAUACAGUAAUGAUUGUGUGGACUAGUCUUUAUAUCUCUAUAAAGAUCAAAGCUCGUUGUAAAUCCCUUUAGAAAUAAACUCGGUUGUAAAUUUUAUAUUUUAUCAAUGUUUUAAAAAAAACGGGAUGUUUUAAGUUUGGAAAAUUACAUCA